Molecule: messenger RNA, 1189 nt
Organism: Tilletiaria anomala UBC 951
Lineage: Eukaryota; Fungi; Basidiomycota; Exobasidiomycetes; Georgefischeriales; Tilletiariaceae
Product: 6-phosphogluconolactonase
Exons: 3
Coding region: 223-1032 (269 amino acids)
Biological process (GO): pentose-phosphate shunt; carbohydrate metabolic process
Molecular function (GO): 6-phosphogluconolactonase activity
Source: RefSeq, a predicted model, not a curated record
GUCCACCACCGUCGGCAUCAUUCCUUCGCACGAGUUCUACUGUUCGCCCAACGAAAAGCGAAGGAUCCAACAGCGACCGAGUCGUCGUAGCGUGCAAAGCACCCCCGGCGAGCACGACAUCACUUUCGCUCGCUUUUUUUCUUGCUGGCUGGCUGGCUGGCCUUGUUUGGCGCUACUUCUUUUGGAGUCUGCGCAGGGCCCACCCUACGCACUGUGGCCAAUAUGGCGCCUCUCUCUUCGACCAACCCAUCAACGACACCUGCAGAGCCCAUCCUCUACUCGUUCAAGACGCCGGAUGACCUGAGCAAAGGGUUGGCAGAAUUUGUCAUCAAGGCGCAAGAUGAUGCCAUCACUCGCAGGAACAAGUUCACACUUGCUACCUCAGGGGGGAGUCUGCCCAAGAUGCUCUCCAAAUACCUCGUAAACCGUGAUGACAAUCGGCUUCGAUGGGACAAGUGGGAGAUCUUUUUCUGCGAUGAGCGCCUGGUUCCUCUUGACCACGAGGACUCCAAUUACUACCUCUGUGAUAGGGAAUUUUUCAGCAAAGUCCCCGAGCUGAAGCGCUCGCAGAUCCACACGAUCGACGAAAAGCUCUUGGACGACGCAGAGGAGCUGGCAGAUGCAUACGAGAAGGACCUGGUAGCAGCGUUCGCAGGCAAGGAGGCUGUGAGAAGGCCCGUCUUCGAUCUCAUCCUCCUCGGCAUGGGACCCGACGGCCACACCUGCUCUCUCUUCCCCGGGCAUGAGCUGCUCGCCGAGCAGCAUCGCUGGGUGGCACCCAUCAAGGACAGCCCCAAGCCACCAUCAAAUAGAAUUACCUUCACCUAUCCUGUUCUCAACCACGCCCACCGCGCCGCGUUCGUCCUCGCUGGAGAGGGCAAGCAGGAUCUCCUCGCGCGCACCCUCGACCAUCCGGAAGAGGGUCUGCCAGCUUCGCGCGUUAGACCAGCGCCACCGGGCGACAUUUACUACUUUACCGACGAUGCCGCCAGCGCAAAAGCACAGUAUCCCAAGUCCGAGUUCAAGCUCUGAGCAAGAAGAGACAGAUAAAAUGAUGCAAACAAUGACGAUCGAACGAGUGCAUGGAUUUCUUUGAUCACCCGACUAGCGACUGUAACGCAUCCUCCAUCAGACCAUAUGAGCAAUGUCGGCGUGGGUGCCUCCAGCUCUGUUCACGCUCGCAUUUGAA